This is a messenger RNA of Cladophialophora bantiana CBS 173.52, 285 nucleotides long. RefSeq lists its product as uncharacterized. The record is from RefSeq and is a predicted model, not a curated record. The transcript is spliced from 2 exons. Bases 1 to 285 code for a protein of 94 amino acids. Gene Ontology annotation, molecular function: catalytic activity. Gene Ontology annotation, biological process: nucleoside metabolic process. NCBI's taxonomy places the organism in Eukaryota, Fungi, Ascomycota, Eurotiomycetes, Chaetothyriales, Herpotrichiellaceae.
AUGGCUGGCGAGGAACUCGACGAUUUAGAUAUGGUCGAUAUCGCCCCCGAUAUCUUGAUCGCCAUAGCGCACCUCGCCACAGACGAAUUUGCAGGCCAGCACGGCCUCAUCGGAUUUGAGACGGAGGGCUCUGGUAUCUGUGACUUCUUUCCUACCCUUGUCAUCAAAGGCGUGUGCGACUAUGCCGACAGCCACAAAAACAAGACGUGGCAGACUUACGCCACAGCAACGGCGGCUGCGGCAACGAAAGCCUUCCUCAAGGAAUGGAGGCCCAAGGCUGAGUGA